This is a messenger RNA of Dentiscutata erythropus, 1171 nucleotides long. Lineage: Eukaryota; Fungi; Glomeromycota; Glomeromycetes; Diversisporales; Gigasporaceae. The record is from the annotation of a GenBank genome assembly.
AUGUUCCAUCGACUUUUUCCUGCAUGUCUGAUACAUUCAAAAACUCAUCGAACCUUAUGUAAAUAUUUAUUCAUUAAUGCUGCAAAUAUAUCAAACCAAUCUUUUAAUGUUCUUGGUGUAGAAACUUCAUGUGACGAUACAGCUGUUGGUAUUGUAAAUAGUGACCGAAAAAUUUUAGGUGAAGCAAUACAUUAUCAACAUGAAAUACAUGAACCUUCUGGUGGGAUUGUACCAAAUUUAGCAAUGGUGAACCAUCAAACUUAUUUACCUUCUGUAAUUUGUGAAGCUUUAAAUAAUGCUGAGUUAGAUAUGGCAAAAGAUAUAGAUGUUGUGGCUGUUACCCGAGGUCCUGGACUUCCUGCUUGUUUGGGAAUUGGUUUAAGCGCUGCAAAAACUUUGGCUGCUGUUUUGAGGUAUACUCUCUUAUUUUCAUUAUUGGAAGCCCACGCUUUAACUGCACGUCUAACUCACUCUUCUUCUGAUCUAUUACCUUUCCCAUAUCUCACUUUGUUAAUAUCUGGUGGUCAUACUCUAAUUUUAGUUGCUCACGGAAUUGGUCAUUAUACACAACUUGGUACAACUAUAGAUGAUUCAAUAGGUGAUGCUUUUGAUAAAACUGCUCGAUUACUCAAAAUUCCUUGGUUAAAAGGUCGUGGUGGUGGUCCAGGUGCGGCUUUAGAACAAUAUGCUUUAAAAGGUGAUCCUAAAAAAUAUACGGUUCCAAUACCAAUGAGAAAAGAUGCAAGAAGAAAACGUGAAAUGAAUUAUAGUUUUAGUGGUUUAAAAACUUCUAUAAAAGAUUUCGUUGAAAAGUAUAAAUUAAAUCUGGAUGAUGAAAUUGUGAUAUAUGAUUUAGCUGCAACAUUUCAGCAUGCUGCAACUGUACAUUUAAUUGAUAAAUUAGAAUUAGCUUUUGAAUGGUGUAGAAAUAAAGGUAUCGCUUUAACUGCUUUGGUUGCUAGUGGAGGUGUUGCAAGUAACAAAAGUAUUCGAUCAACUUUGGAACGAUUGGCAAAUGAACAACAUAAUAUUCCAUUAAUUUGUCCACCUCCACAUUUGUGUACUGAUAAUGGUAUUAUGAUUGCUUGGACUGGUGUUGAACGAUUUCGUGCUGGAUUAAUCGAUAAAUAUACUAUUGAUCAUAUUCCAAAAUGGUCUAUUGCGAAUAAAU